UAAUGUGUGCAAACUGCACUAAAAAGUUUUUACCGUUUUGCUUCGUAAAAGGCGCAAACUGUUUCAAUAAGAGAUGCCGAUUGAUUAAACUCAAAAGUUGAAAAAAUUCUAUGCUAACUUUUCGCUGGAUCCUUCGAAGCAUCCAUGGUUGCAUGUUUGAGUGCGUGCUGUGUUUAUGUUGUAGUUAUUAGUUUUUAAAUGAAUAUCUAACUAGAUUUACUAUGGCAGUACUCUCUGUGGAAAUUGUAUGUAUUUCUUAACUAGCGCAGAAAAUUCUUUCUAUUACUGUAUUAAACAUUUACUCGUUUGAAAUAAAGUAUUUGAUCAUUCAAUAUGUUUAACGAUGUCCAUGCUGUUUACUGUUCCAUUUGAAAUCAGUUGAGUUGAAUCAUCAUGACAAGAAACUUAGUGAUAUGUUUGGUUCCUACAGUUCUUACUUUUCUUGCUAUUUAUUGGCUUAAAAGAAGGAAGAAAACAAAAUCUAUCAGUGAGCUGCCUUCCGACAGUGUGUGUGAAAUACAGGAAGAAAAUAAGUCCUGUUUGGAGUCUACAUCGUCAUCAGAUAUAGAUAACACCUUCUCUGACGCCUGCAGUUUUACUUCUCCAAUAAGGUCUGAGAAAUCCUCUGAGUCCGACUGCCCAUUAUUUGAUUCACCUUUACAUGUAAGCGAUGGACACCCCCAUUGUAACUUAGUUUUACCCAACUGCGUUGAAAACUCUCAUGUGUCUUAUGGUAGUGAGAACAAAGAUUUUUUAAGAAUUGAGGAUAUAAAAAAUAGUGUAGAAGAUUCUGAGCAAGUUUUUGAAUCAGGGAUUGUCAAAUUCGAAAACGAUUCUGCGUUGCAGCAGAGUUCAAAGUACAAAAAUUUGAUUAAACAAGAUAUAGACUUCUUCAAAAGCGAGGAUUUGUUUUUAUCCGAAGCAAAUAAGGACGACCUGAGUAGUCCAAAUGACCAAACCUUAGAUUUGAAUAGCAGUUUUGAAAUCGGGAAUAAUAACCCCGAAGGUUGUUUACAAAAGAACAUUGUUGAGUGUGAAAAUUUAGACAAUUUAACAGCCUCGUCACCCGUCGAGUGCGAGAAGAUUAUCGAAACAGAUUGCCAUUCGAGUGCAUUUGAUGAAAAUAGUUUAAGCUAUGUUAGUGAUGAUUCUGAAGGCAAGCUAUUUGCUGAGUCCACAAAUAAAGAUAGUCUAUCUAGCGUUUUAGAUGAAAGCAGCUUAUUGAGUAGUUUUUGCGAUGAAUUAGAUAAAAGUUCCGCUAGCAACAGUCCAACUGCUAUUGCAUCAAAUCUCAUCAAAAACGAUGGCUCUAGUUCUCCGAAAGAUGUUCUGAAUUUGCUAUCUUUUAACGAAUCCUUAAUAAACAUUCAAAACUACACCGAUUCGUAUACUGAAAGUUUGAAAGAAUCCAAUCUUGGUAAGCAUUUAGAAGUUCCACCCAAUGAAGAUAAUAAUUCUAUUUGUCCAGAUAUGAAUAUUUUUGGAACAGAAAAGUCUUUUAGUUCUGAAGUCGAAUCGAUUAUAAAGAAUUUAGACCACUCGGAUGAGAGAUCCUUUAAUCCUAAAGAGAGUGAUGAUGAUCUUGUACAAAAUAAUUUGUCUGCCAUUAAAGAUUUAUCCUUAACUUCUAAUGAUAAAUUUACUUGUGAUAGUAAGACUCUAAAUAUAGAUGCAGUUGUAGCAGAAGGCUCUAGUGUUAGCAGUUCUACAGAGAAUGGGCACGGUAAUGGUGUCAAAUCUGAGACAUAUGCUUCCAUUUUGAAUAUGAAUAAAAAUAAUUCUAGUUCAGGUGCAGCAACUUGUAUACUGCAACAAAUUUCACCAGACUUAAAUUCACUGACAUUAAAUUGUAAUGAUUCUGUUAAUAAUUUCUCUAGUUCAAACUGGACUGAUAAAGCAGUUUCAAAAUCAACUAACUUGAGUGCAACUAGUUUGUGUAGUGAUUCAAAGCAGUUGCUCAAUGCAAGUAAUGAAAUUCUGCCAUUAGGAAGGUAUUGUGAAAUAAAAACUAACAUAGAUUUGACUGUUGCUGAUAAAAAUUCAACUAGUUCAUCUCACAAAGAUAGCCACUUAGAAUUAUCGACUGAAGAAGGAUAUAAAACUGUAAAACAAUGCAAACUGGAAUGUAAUGGAUUUUUAGACCCAAAGACUUCCACACAAUCAUCAAAAGAAUUUGUCUAUGAGUUUGAGUUGCCACAAGAGCUGUGUGGCCGUCUCAUCGGAAAGCACGGCAGGAAUGUCAAAAGUAUAAUGGAGCACUCCAAUGCAAAUGUCUUCAUUAAGCACCAUCCGUAUGAUCCAUUACUAAAGGUUGUUGUGGUCGAAGGUCAUCGGGCAGAUGUUAAUGAAGCAUUGGAAAUAAUUCGGCGAAAGUAUCCUCCUUCUAUGUUUCCUUCUGUUACAUUAGUCCAAACCAAUGUUCUAAGUUCAACUGGUGUACCAAUGCCUGAAUCUUUGCAGCUUCAUCUACCCGAAGGUGCUUCCUGUGAUGUUAUAUUGUCUAGUCUGGUAUCUGCUGGACACUUCUUCCUCCAACAGCCCACUCAUCCGACCUAUCCUUCUCUUAGCACUCUGGACCAAUGUAUGAUAAAUCUAUAUUCUCAAAUGGAUACUCCUCUCCUGCCUCAGCCCAUUGAAGCUGGCGUAAUAUGUGCUGCUCCAGUCUAUCGAGGAUGGUACAGAGCUCAAGUUGUUUACAUAUGUGAUAAUUCAUCUGAUUGUGGAAUCAAGUUUGUAGAUUAUGGUGGUUUUUCCCAAGUCCCUAUUUCGUCUUUACGUCAGAUAAGAAGUGACUUCAUGAGUUUACCCUUCCAAGCAUCUGAAUGUUAUUUGGCACAAGUCAGACCUCUUGGUGGUGAUACUUGGUCUUCUGAAGCAACUUCCGUAUUUGAAGAACUAGCUCAAGGACAGAUACUUCAGGCUCUGCUUGUUGAAUAUGCUGACGAUGGCAUUCCUUGUGUUUAUUUAUACAGAGUACAAGGCGUGUCUAGUACUUUUAUCAACAAGGAAUUAGUGGAGCGAGGUCUCGCUGAGUGGGUGGGCAACAACAAUCAUUGGGAUCCACACUGACCUUCUUUCUAAUGUCACACACACCAUUCACUUAUGUGUUCAAUAUAUUGUUAAUUAAAUCACAGUGGACAUUCUCAAUGUGUCAGUAAAGAAAGAACUUUGAAACAGCCUUUUUUUUUUCUUUUCUUUUUAAUAUAUUUCAUUCAUAAGUUUAGAACUGCUAUAGUAUUUUGUUCCCUUUUUAUUAAUCAAACUUCUCUUGAAUCAACAUAUUUCUUUAUUGAAAUAAGGUUUAGUGCAAGUACCAACUGCAGUGGAAAGUCCCAUUUCCAAAAUGAUCGGGAAUUUCCCAGCAAAUGCAGAAAGUUGACUUUUCAGGAUAAUAUGUCAAUCUGGUAAACAAAAAUACUUUUUUAAAAAAUAAGGAAAUUUUUUAAAAAAAUGAUAAUUUAUUUUUACGCAAUAAGAUUUUAUUUGUAGUUAAAUGACAUUUAAUUAACUAAAGAAUAUUUAGUAUGUAUGAUGAAAAAUGAAUUUCACUAAUUAUUGUUUUUUUUUUAAAAUAAAAAUUAAGUCGACAAUAAGUUGAACUUUAGCUUUCAUUCAUAAAGACAUCCUCUUUCUCUCUCUUUUCACUUGAUAUGAAAGAUUGGCAGUGCAGAUAUUGAUAUUAAAAAACGGGCUUCAAAUUAAAAGAGAAAAUCAGUCCUAUUUAAAAAGAAAUAUUACAAGACAAAGAAUGGAAUAGAAAUAAUUCAUUAAUGAAAACAUAAUAAAUCAAAUAAAGCCUGUUUAUUGGUGUGUUUUUUCCCCUUCAAACAUUUAGCUUUAUUAUUAUUCUUAGUUUAUUCCUCUGACUGAAGUUAGUUUUUCCUUAACUGCUCUUGUCCUGACUCUUUAAGUGUGCUUCUUAAAGCAAUAUAAAUGUUAACUAUCCUUAAUUCAGAAUGAGCAGAUAGAAAUGUUUUUAUGGGUACAUAAGAUUUUAGAAACGAUCACAAAUGUGUAAAAAAUAAAAAAAAGAUUAUUACUCAUUUGUUUUUCGGAGAAAAAGAUUUUUUUUUUUUUUUUUAAAGAUUAGAAGUGACUUGAAAAUAAAAUUUUGAUAUGGGACUUUUUAUUGUACUUGAAACUAGUAUUUUUUUUAAAACCGAGUUUGUGUUCUUAGUUUUUAAAAGUCUACAAUAUAUAUACACGCAAUGAAACCUCUUGGGAGCAACCACUCUCUGUUCCGCUGUAAAAUGGAUGUUAAUGGAGGUUGGUCGUUCUGGGGGGUUACUUAAUUGCCUUCAAAAUGUUAUCAAAGUUACAUGAUUUUUCUCAAGCGAUUUUAAUUUUCUUGGUGCAGAAAUGCAACUUGAGUUGGAGUAAUGAAAACUGGAUCGAUGAAUAAAUUUAGCAUCAAUAAAAAUGACCCCUACUGAUGUAAUUAUGCGUAAAAACAAAUUUACCAAUUCUGAAUAAUUGUUUACUAUUUUAAAUAAGUAAACAAUUAUGUUUUUGUGUGCCUUUAAUUUUAUAUCAAAAAAAUUAGUUUGCUUUAAAAAAUGAGAGUUUUCUUUGUUUAACAUGCUUAGUUUUUCUAAAGUAACUUUUUCCUAAUUUAACUUUUAACUCUAAAACUAAAUCAUUGAUAGCAUUGUCUUCAGGGCACUAACUGUAACAUGAGAUUGUCAAUCUGUUCAGAAAUCGUCAAAAAUAGCUCUCUAGAUAGAGCCACUCGUAAAUAUUUUGAAUAAAUUUUAAUCUAUUUGUUUUCUUAAAAAAAAAAAAAAAUUUUGAUAAUUUUUUGAGUUUUCUUAUUUGACCUUUUCCGCAUUUGGUGCGAAUGUUUGCCAGGUCGCUGGGAGAGGUUUUGGUAGUAUCUCCUUAAAGGUUUCUUCAUCACCAAGUUUACGGAAAAAAUUCUAUGCCUCCCAAAAGUGGUCUUAAAUAGAGGGGGUUGCUACACACUGGUGGUCUUUCCUGGAGGUUUCACUGUAUGUAAUUUGUGUGCAAUUUAU
Parasteatoda tepidariorum (common house spider) is the source of this 5012-nucleotide messenger RNA. RefSeq lists its product as uncharacterized. NCBI's taxonomy places the organism in Eukaryota, Metazoa, Arthropoda, Arachnida, Araneae, Theridiidae. Gene Ontology annotation, molecular function: RNA binding. The record is from RefSeq and is a predicted model, not a curated record.